AUUUUUUGUAUACCUGCAGCAGGCGGCUGUCAUCAUAGUUUAAAUAUUUUACAGGGUUAUCUACCCCAACUUGAUCGCAUAUCUGAGACAGAACCUGGGCGAUGCAUUAAUAUCAAGGAAUGAAUUUAGAUGCACUUUGUGCAAUUAGUAGGUUGCCGAUGCAUGAGAUGAGUAGGCUGAUCAUGUAGUAAUUUUUUUUUAACCCAUUUUGCUUUUGAAUUUCUCAGAGGUUUUAUAUUCAAAAUCCACGAUAUAUUUUCAUUUUCUGUGCAAGUACGAACAGGUGCAAUAUAUUAUGAUCUUCUAUUAUCACGUCAGGCACAAUUUUCUUUCUGCAUACAAUAUUACAGUUCAUCACGGUAGAGGAAUGUGUCCAGACCACCUUUCUUCUUGCAACCCCAUUUACAUUUCCUCGAGCACAGAGAAUCGAAGAUGGCAAGUCUAGUGGAAUGGAGGGAUAUGAUAUUUGAUGUUGAAGGAGAUUUUGAAAGCACAAUUGCAUAAUCAUCAUUCAUGUAUUCUGUCCCCUCAGGAAAUAGCUGCCAGAAAAGACUUCCAGCUCCACUACCUCCCUUCUUAGUUGAGUUCAGUAGUGUAUUGUAUACUGUGCUAAAAAACUUGUCCCUGAAUGAAGAAUUGUAUCCAGGAUCCUUUGAAGACACCCCAAACUCAGAAAACAGGACUGGCAUGUUGAGGUACUUCUCUGCAUCUUCUAUGUGAGCUUCCAUCCAUGAUUUGGUGAAUUGCAGAUGGGCAUCACUGAUUGUUUGAGAAAUCCUUCACAGAUGAAUCAAAUCAUCUCUUAGAAAUCAUCAUGUACUUAUUGUCAAAUGUAAUGUUGCGGGAAGCAUCAGAUUCAGUGAAAGCUUACCAGGAGUCAGGAUAAAUGUGAACAGAAGCAAAAUCAACACCAAGAGCCUGAUGGUUUCUUAUGAAGUCCGUUCCAACCUGUGUAGCAUAUGAAUUCGGAUUGAACUGAGCUCUCUCAGGUGCGGAGGGACCAUAAAAUCCUUCUAAUCCGAUCUCAACUAGAUGCUUUGCAUCUAUGCUCUUCACAUAGACUGCCAUUUCUUGUAUCCAUGACUGGAAGACAAUAACAUCACAGCGGCUUCAGGAUUGACAGCAAGCCUACCAGUUCUACAACAAACCCAACAUACAGAUAACCAGUUUGAAGA
Molecule: messenger RNA, 1175 nt
Organism: Rubroshorea leprosula
Lineage: Eukaryota; Viridiplantae; Streptophyta; Magnoliopsida; Malvales; Dipterocarpaceae
Source: the annotation of a GenBank genome assembly